AGGACAUCGGAAGCCCUCGGGUCUGAUGACGUCAUCUUCGUGGAAUGCCGCCGCCCUUCGUGAGUCAUCGUCAUUGCGCAAUCGCCGGCUCUCGUCCUUUUCCGGAUCUUCCAUCUUGACUGCCACACGUACGUCCAACAGGAUCCGUCUAACAUCCAGCCAAAAUGAUCGUCUAUAGGGACAUCGUCACCGGCGAUGAAAUGUUCUCCGAUUCCUACAAGAUCAAGUUGAUUGAUGACUUCUUCUACGAGAUCGAGGGAAAGAUGACCACUGAGAAGGGAGGCAUUGACGAGUCCGCCAUCGGAGGCAACGCCAGCGCUGAGGACGCAGGGGAGGGACUGGAAGAAUCCGCGAAGCAAGGCUGCAACAUCGUCCUUGCUAACAGGCUUCAAGAAACCCAAUAUGCCAAGCCUGAUUACAAAAUAUACAUCAAGGCAUACAGCAAAAGAAUCCUGGAUCAUCUAACAAAGAACAACCCGGAAAGGGUGGACGGUUUCAAGGCGGCUUCAGGGCCUGCAUUGAAGAAAAUUAUGGGCAACUACAAGAACUGGCAAUUCUUCACGGGUGAGAAGAUGGACCCCGACGGUAUGGUGGCCCUGCUGGACUUCAGGGAGGAUGGAGUCACCCCAUACAUGCUCUUCUUCAAGGACGGCCUGCUGGAGGAGAAAUUUUAAUGUAACAAGACGGCACGGAAAUCUACCCUAACACCAGUGCACCUUGCCAACUUCCAACUCUCUGCAACUUCCAACUCUGGUCGCUAAUCGGAACAUCGUCUUGCGGACUCAUGCCUAGAUAGUUCUCAAGAUAUGCACGUUUUUAAAUUAAAAAAAAAGAAAAGAAAAAAGAAACAGAAAGAAAAUAAAAGCUGUCUGAUACAACAGAGGCUGUAUGGACAAUAUUGAGGCAAACACCACCCUGGACUCUUACAAAUAAAUCGCAUAUUGACAAUGUAGCCAAGUUUGUAACAAUGGUAGCAUUGUCAUUUUGCUACACGAAUAAAAAGCUGUGACUUCUUA
Branchiostoma floridae (Florida lancelet) is the source of this 1016-nucleotide messenger RNA. RefSeq names its product translationally-controlled tumor protein homolog. The record is from RefSeq and is a predicted model, not a curated record. Bases 165 to 674 code for a protein of 169 amino acids. NCBI's taxonomy places the organism in Eukaryota, Metazoa, Chordata, Leptocardii, Amphioxiformes, Branchiostomatidae. The transcript has 6 exons. Gene Ontology annotation, molecular function: calcium ion binding. Gene Ontology annotation, cellular component: cytoplasm.